This is a messenger RNA of Pyricularia oryzae 70-15, 1295 nucleotides long. RefSeq names its product ubiquitin C-terminal hydrolase L3. Gene Ontology annotation, molecular function: cysteine-type deubiquitinase activity. The record is from RefSeq and is a predicted model, not a curated record. The transcript has 2 exons. Gene Ontology annotation, cellular component: cytoplasm. Bases 207 to 977 code for a protein of 256 amino acids. Lineage: Eukaryota; Fungi; Ascomycota; Sordariomycetes; Magnaporthales; Pyriculariaceae. Gene Ontology annotation, biological process: ubiquitin-dependent protein catabolic process; protein deubiquitination.
GGUAGGGGUUUUUACCUCGCAUUGAGGCGACAUGCAUUCGAAUGACGCGCGCCCUUUGCUGCCUGCAACCGGUAAGCCAGCCGAGAAAACAAGCAAGGCAAAAAGUGGUCAUUCAACGUCGAGUAAGGUAGCCUUCAGAUCUCGUGGCAACCCCGUCAACAUUGUUACCGAAAUAAAAAAAGAGUAAUUAGAAAUCGUCUUCCACCAUGUCCGCAACGACGAACAAUCCUGGGGCUCAUUACGAUGACAAGGGCAAGAAGACUUUUGUGCCUCUCGAGAACAACCCUGCCGUCUUCAACGACCUCGUCCACCGCCUGGGUCUCUCUUCCGAGCUCGGCUUCUACGAUGUCUAUUCCAUCGACGAGCCAGAUCUGCUCGCCUUCGUCCCACGGCCCGUGCAUGCUUUGAUAUUCAUCGUCCCUGCUCCUGUCUACUAUCGCGUCAGAGAGCAUGACGGCAGUGAAGAAAUCACAUACGACAAGGCUGGCGAGCAAGAACCUGUCAUGUGGUUCGAGCAGACCAUCGGCCAUGCCUGCGGGCUUUACUCGCUCAUACACGCCGUCGCAAACGGAAGUGCUAGGCAACAUAUCAAGCGAGACUCUCUGAUCGAUAAGAUUUUGGCUGAAGCCUUGCCGUUGAAGCGUGCCCAGCGCGCCGACAUCCUCUACAACUCCAAAGCACUUGAGGAUGCGCACAUGUCUUGUGCGGUUGGUGGCGACUCCAUUGUUCCGGAAGCUACUGAGCCCGUGGGCUACCACUUUAUCACUUUUGCCAAGGGCAAGGAUGGUCACCUGUGGGAACUGGAGGGCAGCUGGGAUCCCAUCGAUCGUGGCGUUCUAGACGACUCCGACGAUAUGCUGAGCGAGAAGGCGCUGAAGCUGGGAAUUCGGAAGUUUCUGCACGAGUGUCAAGCCACCGGGAUGAUCGAGUUCUCCAUCGUUGCUUUGGCGACGCGUCCAGAGGUCGACGAUAAUUAGAGGACGAUUGUUGGCUAUGCCGUACUUGUGCCAGCUAGAUAGUAUUUGGUGUGGUGGUGAUAAAAGUUAUGGUAUAAAAGAUCAGGGCAUCGAUAGUAUGGAGCUUAUGCGAUGGCUCGUUUGGUCGACCAAACAAAUCAGCAGCAGGCAUGAAUACGACAAGUUACCGGUAGUUGUACGAACCAAUGGCGGGUAGUGCCAUUUCAUUUGUAGCCGUUAUGCUUUGAGCUCCCAGAUCGAGCAGUCGUACUAUUUUUCUCCUCUGUGUUGUUUUCCCCAAGUCAGAUAUGCUGUAGUUAGGUAUGUUGAGGUGCCUGC